AGGGGAGUAUAUUUUUAAUAUAUCUGCUUUUCACUACUCCAAUAUGUAAUGAAAUCAAAGUCAAUGCUGAUCGCAAAUGUCCAGAAUGUUGGUUAUUGGUCACUAAAAGCAGUAUACGAUAAUACGAUCGAAAUAAGCAUUUAUAUUACAUAAUUGAUGAAUCAGAUAAUUCCAUUGUAACUAAAAACUGAUUUCGAACCAGGUGUACAUUUAAUACAGUUUUUAUUUGAUAUGUUGCUACCUAUGUAGCCAGUGUCAGCUAAUAUAGUAUACCCAGUGUUUGUGACUGCUAGCCUUUAAAUGCAGUCAGGUGUAUUGUUUUCAUGUAGGUUGUAUGGUUGUUUUUAUUAUAAUUAUAUUUGAUAUACCUCGCUUUAUGCAGCCAGUCGGCUGCAUACAGGUCUGAUUUGUAAUGUGAAUGUGAUUGGGCUCUCUUUUUUGUUUUAACAUACCCCCACUGUCUGCGAGCCAUUAGGCUUUAUCGCGGUCACAUUUUGGUGAAUUGUGGUGGGUUUUUAAGGUUUAUUACCACUGUCUGCGAGCCAUUUGCCUUAAACGCGGUCACAUUAUUUGUGUGAAUUGUGGUUGUUUGUAUUUGUCAUACCUCCCACUGUCUGCGAGCCUGUGGGCUUUAACGCGGUCACAUUUGAUUGAGCGUGCCUGUCACGUUUAAUUGAAUGUGAAUUGUGGACGUUUUAUUUAACUAAUUUGUGUGUAGUAUAUCCCACUGUCUGCGAGCCAGUAGGCUUUAACGCGGUCACAUUUGGUUGAGUGUGCUUGUCGCAUUUUAUUGAAUGUGAAUUGUGGAUGGAUUUAUUGAGCUAAUUUGUGUAGUAUAUUCCACUGUCUGCGAGCCUGUAGGCUUUAGCGCGGUCACAUUUGGUUAAAUGUGCGUGUCACAUUUGAUUGGAUGUGAAUUGUGGAUGGAUUUAUUUUAACACAUUUAGGUGCACUGUAACUUACUUGUUUAUACAUCAAUUCCAUGGUAUGAUAUUAUUAUGGCUUAACUUUGCUAUAUAAAUUUAAGUCAUUGCGAGAUAAAUCAUGUCAAGAGUGUAGUUCAGGGAUAUUCAGUUUUAAAAAGGGCGAACUUGCUAACGUUUGCUUCGAACUCAUUUCAGCUCCAACAUGCCUCCGAAGAAACGGAAGAACAGCGAUGUUCCACCGACAAUGACCAAGAAAAGGGCGAAAACAACGGCCUCACAUACCGCCACAACCAGUGUAAACACGAAUGACCCUGCCAUUUUGGCAAUAACUGAAAAUACCCGAAAUAGGGCAGCAAGAAGACCGGUUUUAGACACGCCUGGACUGUCCGGGAACCAAUCCCAGGCUGUAAAUGAGGGCGAUUCUCAUUUAACAAGCCAAAUCAUCGGCAACCAAUCCCAGCCUGGUGUCGAUGUACACACACAAAUGACAAGACAGAUAGUGGACAAUAUUUCCAGUACACUGGAGAGCUUAGUGGAGCGGAAAAUCUCUGAAAUUUUGGGAAAAAACAUGCCCCAGACAUCCACUCCAAUGACUGAUCAAGAACAGCAUCUGAAUGAUCGUGGGAUUCAAUCAAUCCAACAUGAGGGACACUGGAACAAUCUUCCAAACUACAACAUUGUGCAAACAGAACAUAGCACUUUCACAGAUUCAACGGUUCAAAGCGUUAGCGCCCUUCUGCAACCCACACCCUACAGUCAUAGCUCCACAUCUCAAGCCAGAGGUAUUGUGCAAGGGUUUGAACAUUUGCUAAAUGCUUCUCUUGCACCUUCAACUCUGGAGACAUACAAGCGCGGUUGGCGGCUAUUUCAUGAGUUUUGUCAAGUUUUUUCCAUUUCUACUAUCUCUUUGCCCCUUUCUGUCACGACUCUAGCCCUGUUUGUGGCUUUCCUUCACCAAAAACCUAUGUCCGUGAAAUCCAUUACCACUUACCUUUCAGGCAUAAGCUAUGCACAUAAGCUGCAAAACGUGACAGACCCCACUUGUCAUUUCCUGAUAUCGUCCUUAAUUAAAGGUGCGCAACGCUUGUCACCAUCUUACGACUUGCGCUUACCUAUCACUAUUGAUCUUUUAGAUAAAUUAAUAUUUGCUCUAAAGCAUACUUGCGAAACUCACUACCAUGAAAAACUAUUUGCUGCCAUGUUUCUAUUUGCAUUUCAUGCUUUUGCUCGUUGCAGCGAGAUUGCAAGCUGCAAGCCAUCUACAAAGUCUUUCAUUUUACAGUUAGCGGACAUUCAGUUUGAUUCCAUUACAGCACCUUCUUCAGUAUCAGUUACUUACCACAGGUUUAAGCAUAAUAAUGGCAAACCACACACAAUCAACUUUUCACAUGGCCAUACAAAACAAUCUGCAGUUCAUGCCCUGAAGGACUACAUAUCAGUUCGUGGUCAAUAUCCGGGGCCUAUUUUUACUUUAACUUCUGGUUUACCUGUCCCUAGGAGAAUUUUUGAUAAACAGCUAUCUUCGUGUUUAAGAUUUUGUGGCUUGGACAGCAAACGGUACAAAUCACACAGCUUUCGUAUAGGUAAAGCUACUGACUGUGCUCAAAGAGGGUACUCAGAUGCUAAGAUAAGACAUUUAGGUCGUUGGCAUAGUAACGCUUUCCAGAAGUACAUCAGAAUUACAGAUAAUUGACCAGUCUUAUCCCGCAGACAAAGAGCAUUGCAUAAUAUACCUUGAUGAUAACAGCACUCUCUAUCAAGCAACCUGCUUGGGCUGGUUGCUUUGAACAGACGUGCCAUCUGACAUUAAUUAAAACCUUAACAAUUGAGAUUAGCCUUGUCCUGGUACAAAAAUCCCAGAUUUACCAGUUACCUGUAUAUAUGUAUAUAUAUAUCAUGUACCAUUUUUACUUGUGGCAUUUCUAUAACUUUGUUGUGUUUUUUCCAAUAUGAAUGUCAUUGUAUGUGUUAAGUACUGUGAAAGAUACUCACUCUUUGUAUCGGAAACAUUUUCGUUGCCUGCUUGGGCUGUCAACGACAAAAAUUUUCCAACUGCUAUUUUUCUUCACGCGCUAUAUGUUUGCCAAUACUUCGUAAUUACAAUCUAUUCGAUACCUGCCUGGGCUGGCUAUCGAAAAACAACUAAGUCGUAUAUUUUUUCACAUUCUAGAUGUUUUCAACUACAUUGUAUCGAAUUGAGCAAACAAUUCAUUGUAUAUACAUUUUGUUGAUUCCAUCAUUUUCAUUUAAUGCGCCACUGUAAUGUAGCGUCCUAUGUUUGUUUGUUUGCUUGUAUCACAGUUUCUACUUUAUCAAGCCAAUGUGUACUGAUAAUUACACAUAUAUAUGGUUAGUGUAGAUUUUGUUAAUUUAUUGCCGUUACUGACAUUAUUUACUUUGUCUUGCUUUAAAUAGUCUUUGAUGCAUUUCCACGUUACAUGUUUUAUUCUAGUCAGAUUAUUUUGUGAUUCUGUUGAAAAAUGUGUUAUUUCUUACAUACUUGUUAUACUUGAGCCAUUCAGUUCCCAUUUUGUUCACAAGAUGCCAAAGUAUGAGUUUAUUAUCGUAUUCCUACAUGUAAGUCGUGCCAGACAGGUGGGACCUCUCCAUUACCGUUUUAAAAUGUGGGGGAAGAUAGCAAGCUAUCUUUUUGGCCAUUUUCUAAAGAAACCUCCACAUUUUACCAAAUUACAUUAUUGUUUGAUCUCCUUUUGUCAUACGUUAUUUAUAUUGGUGUAUAUAUUGUUAUUUGUUUUGGAACUUUUGUUACAUAUUAAAAACGGUCAGUCAAUGACCAUUUAACCACAGCGUAUGUUUUGUGUGUUACUUCCACCCAGUUGCAUAAAGACAAACUAUACGAAAUACCGUAUCAGUGUUUUUUAUGCGUUGGGUGAAAGGAACGGCAAUCAGAUAGACUGUAGCCUUUCUACAGAACAAUCGGAUACGCUCGGCUAUUUUCCCUGUAAACAAGGUUAGAACCGGAUCAAACCAGUUCAUUGUUAGUGUUCUAGAAGGCAAGCGGCUAAACAAAGGAACAAUGGAAAAAAUUCGUUUUACCCACCACCUCCCCAAUCUCCUCACAAAGCGGCACAUGCAUGCAGGAAAUAAAUUGUUUUAUUUUAACGAGUAUAUUUUGCAACAACUUUUUGUAUGUUGGGCUUCUAAUUGACUGCAUUGUCAAAAGAAGCCUUACAGAGCACGCCAUUGAGGUCUUUUCUAAAGAAAUCCAUGUACUUUACAUAUCUAAUGAAUGCCAUUUUCUAAAGAAACCUCCACAUUUUACCAAAUUACAUUAUUGUUUGAUCUCCUUUUGUCAUACGUUAUUUAUAUUGGUGUAUAUAUUGUUAUUUGUUUUGGAACUUUUGUUACAUAUUAAAAACGGUCAGUCAAUGACCAUUUAACCACA
Molecule: messenger RNA, 4332 nt
Organism: Dreissena polymorpha
Lineage: Eukaryota; Metazoa; Mollusca; Bivalvia; Myida; Dreissenidae
Exons: 2
Coding region: 1129-2619 (496 amino acids)
Biological process (GO): DNA recombination; DNA integration
Molecular function (GO): DNA binding
Source: RefSeq, a predicted model, not a curated record